Priceomyces carsonii is the source of this 1572-nucleotide messenger RNA. It is a transcript of the gene VPS17, whose product is annotated as retromer subunit. The record is from RefSeq and is a predicted model, not a curated record. Gene Ontology annotation, molecular function: phosphatidylinositol-3-phosphate binding. The transcript has a single exon. The coding region runs from base 1 to 1572 and encodes 523 amino acids. NCBI's taxonomy places the organism in Eukaryota, Fungi, Ascomycota, Pichiomycetes, Serinales, Debaryomycetaceae. Gene Ontology annotation, biological process: retrograde transport, endosome to Golgi; intracellular protein transport. Gene Ontology annotation, cellular component: retromer complex; retromer, tubulation complex; endosome.
AUGACGUCUUCUGUACCAUUCAAUCCUGAUGAUUUUGAGGAUAAUAAUCCAUUUGCUCAAGCAAACGAAACCAUUACUGAGCCAGCGUUGCUUGCCACUACAAAUGGAUCUCAGAAUAGAGAGUCACAGCCAGUUGAAGAAGAUAGAGGUGAUGAGAAUGAACAUAAAGAACUACUUCCAGAGGAAGAGUUGAAAAAAUUGCUCCCUGAGAGAUUUACGAACAAAUAUCAGAUGAGUAUACGAUUGACUGCUAUUGAAAAAAACAAGUUAGGUAACCCUAUAUUGAAAUUUGACGCGGCUGUUAAGGGACUUCCCAGAUUUCGACAAGCAAAAUAUAAAGACAUCCGUAGAACCUACAAUGAAGUGGUCAAGUUCAAUAAAUACUUGGCUAUUUCCAAUAUGGAGGUUUUUGUUCCUGUCAUACCUCUGGCGUCAACGUCUUAUCCUGGUUCAGGAGAUGAGGAGAUCAAAAAAUUGAUGAGUGAAUGGCAGGAGUGGUUCGAUAGGAUAACUUCCAACCCUAUUCUUAUAAGAGAUGAAGAGUUUGUCUUUUUUAUUGAAAAUGAUUUUGGUUACUCUAUUAUAAAUACAAACAGAAAAACAUCGAUAGCUAGCGGGUUGGUUCGAAAAACAUUAAAGCAGCUAGCACUUCCUUACGAUCAAUAUGAAGAAUUAGCUGAUUUCCGUCCUCUCAUUAAAUCAACCUAUUUGUCCUGUCAGAAAUUGCACAAAGCUUUAGAUAGGCUGUCAAAAGCCGAGAAGCAGUUGUCCAUCUAUAUAUUUGACUUAUCUAAUAAGUUGGACUGUCUUUCGCAAUUCGAAACCAUACACCCAGGUAUGAAGAAUAUGUGGGAGAAAUUAGGUAAAUUAACUCAGAUUCUUUCAGAUUUAACUCUCAUUGAAUGCGUUUAUGAUAUGGGAACCUUAGGUGAUGGGAUACAAAGCAUGAUAGAUGAUUUUUAUGAAAUAAAAGAAGCUUUAACAAAUAGAUACUUAAUAAUGAGAGAAUUGCUGCAAGCUGAAGCACAUACUCAAGCUAAACAUUCUCAGGCAGCUAAAAUCAAAAGCAAAGUUUCUUUAGAUCCUAUCAAAGUUGACGAGGCGAUCAGGUCUUUGGAAUAUGCAACCAAAGCAGAAGAAUCAUUGAACUUGCAAGUCAAGAGAAUAUCUGGUGAAAUGAUUUAUGAAAAGAAGGAGGUCUUAGAAUAUACGGAAAAAAAAUUCCAAAGAUUGCUAAAAGAUUACACUUUAAAUAAGGUUGAGCAUCAUAGGAAGAUUUUGAAGCAUCUCGAAAAUAUAAGGCUUGAUAUAAGAAUAGUUGAUGAGAAGGGUGGUUUGUCGAGACUAAAUAGGGACAAUCUUACGAAUUUGAAGCAUAAUCUUGCUCAAUCGCAGUCAGCAAGCGGAGAUUCCUGGACAUCUAGGACUUUUAGAUCUUUGAAUAACGAGAAGAAAAAGAAAAAUGAAGAACAAGAUAACGAUGACCCCGAUGCAGAAGAUGACUCGAAGGAGCACAAUACAACAGUAGAUGCCAAAAAUGCGGCACAUUUGUUAGGGGUUGCUACGUUUUAA